GCCGGCCACCACCAGCACCCCAACCACAACCCUGCCACCGCCACCCCUACCUUCCGCCGGGUUAUCGUCCUUCCGAGCAUCAAACGGUCAUUUGUACGCAGGACGAGGCACGGCAACGAUCGUGAACGAUCGAACGGUCCAGCACCAGAUAUCCGGUUACCGGAAGCGACAGCUUUAUGCAAGUGCUGCACCACGACGCAACGUUACCGGCAGGUACGGGUCGAACUGCACCACAUUUCUCCUUCGUAAAUCACAUCCAUCAUGAGCUUUGCCUUCGUUUCCAGCACCGACGGACAGUUUGCCAAAGAGUUUGUCCCAUCGCCCGAGGUGGUACCAUUUUUCAACGAGGAAAACUCUGGUCCCGGCAGUCCAAUAACGACCGGUGCGGUAGAUGCAUCCUUUCCUGCCGAACUUUCCGAUGGUGACUCACGGUGGUAUGCCGGUGGUAUGGGGCUGUCCGGAUAUGUUAAAGCGCCCUCUGGUAGCGGCUCAUCGGAGGAAUCGGGAAAGUGGGAUCACAAGUACACCUGGACGACUCCAGCGGUCCGACAUCAUCAUCUUCAUCAACAGCAGCACCAGAAUGUGGCGAUAAAGUUCCCACAAGAUCCUACGCCCCACUUCCCAUCGCCCAAGGGCAAGUGGAAAUGGAUUCCGGAAGAGGAGGGCGAGUCGUCGGAAGGUACCAAGAGCCAACGUCCAACGGUGGGCGAAACGCCAUUCUCCUCGUCAGGAUCGUUCGAGGAUCACCAUUUUGGACGACAUCAUUACACGUUUCCGACGGCAAGCAAGAACCAUCCUUACUCGUUCGAUCGCACUCCACUAGAGGGCACUUUUAGCGGUGAUCCAGUGUUAGUAGGCAAUAGUAGUACCGUCAGUAGUAAUCCUAGUAGUGGUGGUAGUAACAGUGGGAGUGGUGUUAGUACAGAGAGUACCGAAACAACCAAUGGAAUCGGAGGCCUAACAGACAUUAAGCUAGUUGGCAAGGAGGAUGCUCAUCUUAAAAAUGUUUCACCGUGGAAGAAAAUCAUUCACGUUCUGAGUGCGGCUAUUCCGAUCGGGUUGCUCAUAUCGGCGCUCACGCCACAGGUCGUUUACAUCAACCCGAACGCCACGCAACCACCGCUACAGCUACAGACACCGACCCCUGUCAGCAGUGCAGGCGUAUCCGGCACCGGCAUACGUCAGCGCAGCCUCGGACAGGAUGUGCCACGGUUCCUGCUGGCCCAGCGCGGUCUCGGUACGGAUCCGGUCGCGCUGGUCAAACUGCUCCGCAAGCUCAACGCACUCGAGCAGCGUGACACGGUCCAGCAACUGGCCGAAGACGACGCCGCCAUGAACCGUUUAAUGGACGCCGGCAGGUUGCAGGGCUGCGAUUGGAAGCUGCUCUGUCAGCUCGCGCGCCAAGGAAUGUCCGGCACGGCGAAGAUGCUGUGGAAAAUUGUCAGCGAGACACCGCCGGAAUGGACGGGCCGGCUCGGGCUGGAGGAGAUCUUCCGCAUCAUACGGGACGGUGAUUGUGAUCGGUUGCAGCGCACCUGCGACCAGGACACUUGACCGUACCGCGCUGCAUCGGCACGAAUGAAGAGAGGGUGCAAUAAUAAAACAAAACGGACGUCCACGUCCAGCCGCACAAAAAAACCCGCUUCGGGCAUCGUUUUAACAAAGCGAAAGUCGAUAAAGUGCAUCUUCGGUGUUUUGCCGGGUGCCCGGGGUUGUGCA
Molecule: messenger RNA, 1719 nt
Organism: Anopheles stephensi (Asian malaria mosquito)
Lineage: Eukaryota; Metazoa; Arthropoda; Insecta; Diptera; Culicidae
Exons: 5
Coding region: 262-1554 (430 amino acids)
Source: RefSeq, a predicted model, not a curated record